AUGCGUCAACAAGAGUUUCUGAUUCGCAACACGAAACCCGAAGAACUCGAAGAAUACACCAACAUCCUCGAGCGGGCCGCAGAAUGGAUGGAGUCCCAGAACCUCGCCCAAUGGAACCCGGGCACCUUCCGGAAACCUGACGCCCAACUUCACAUCUCCACGGCCAUCGCCUCCCAAAACUCCUACGUCGUUGAGCACACUCCCACCUCCACCAUCGCUGCGAUCUUUGCAUUGAACUACGAAGAUCCCUUUGAUAACAUGCUCUGGUCUCCACUUCUGGGUCCCGAUGGUUGGAAGGACGCGAUUUAUGUGCACAGAUUGGUGGUGGAGCAGUCAUUUCAAGGACUGGGGAUCGUGCCAAAGAUCCUGGCGUUUGCAGAGGAGAUGGUGUCGAAAAAGGGGAAGAGGUUUUUAAGGCUGGACUGUAGAGGUAAUAACCCGGGAUUGAGGAAGUUCUACAGGGAGAAGUGUAGAGGGGGAGUGAAGGUGGAGGGAGAGGGAGAGGAACAGGUGAUGGGGUUGGAGGAGAGGGGGACGUAUACAAAUCCGGCGACGGGGAUUGAGUAUGCGAGGUUUGAGAGGGAGGUCGUACCGCUGAUGCUGGAGGGACAGGGACAGCAGUGA
Gamsiella multidivaricata is the source of this 624-nucleotide messenger RNA. RefSeq lists its product as uncharacterized. The transcript has 2 exons. NCBI's taxonomy places the organism in Eukaryota, Fungi, Mortierellomycota, Mortierellomycetes, Mortierellales, Mortierellaceae. Bases 1 to 624 code for a protein of 207 amino acids. The record is from RefSeq and is a predicted model, not a curated record. Gene Ontology annotation, molecular function: acyltransferase activity, transferring groups other than amino-acyl groups.